CGGUUGUGCUAAUUUGACAUUGACGUUCAUGUCUUUUCGUGUUGUGGUGGUAUAGUUCGCGGACGUUGUGCCGAUCUAAGUUUACCAAAAUGUCGUUGGUAAUUCCGGACAAAUUUCAGCAUAUCUUGCGUAUUAUGAAUACCAAUAUCGAUGGCAAACGUAAAGUUAUGUUUGCCAUGACUGCCAUCAAGGGGGUUGGUCGCAGAUACUCAAACAUUGUACUGAAAAAAGCCGACAUUGAUCUGGACAAACGUGCUGGAGAAUGCACCGAAGAAGAGGUUGAAAAGAUUAUCACCAUUAUGUCCAACCCAAGACAGUACAAAAUUCCAGACUGGUUCUUGAACAGGCAAAAGGACAUUGUAGAUGGCAAAUACAGCCAGUUGACCUCCUCUAAUUUGGACUCAAAGUUGCGUGAGGACUUGGAAAGGUUGAAGAAGAUUCGUGCCCACAGAGGUAUGAGGCACUACUGGGGCCUCCGCGUGCGUGGUCAGCACACUAAGACCACCGGCAGGAGGGGAAGAACUGUUGGUGUGUCUAAGAAGAAGUAAUUUGUAUUAAAUAAAAGAUUCUUUGAAUCCA
Molecule: messenger RNA, 579 nt
Organism: Ostrinia nubilalis (European corn borer)
Lineage: Eukaryota; Metazoa; Arthropoda; Insecta; Lepidoptera; Crambidae
Gene: RpS18
Product: small ribosomal subunit protein uS13
Exons: 3
Coding region: 90-548 (152 amino acids)
Biological process (GO): translation
Cellular component (GO): ribosome; cytosol; small ribosomal subunit
Molecular function (GO): structural constituent of ribosome; RNA binding
Source: RefSeq, a predicted model, not a curated record